ACUGGCUUCCUGGAUAGUGCUAUUGUAUGUAAGGUAAAGUGCUAAACGUAAAACACGGGAAUCAGUCAGGAAUUAUUUAUUACCAUCCCCCUCCCCCCACCAAAAGAUCUAUCUACUCCCUGCACGCAGUCACGUGAUUCCCAUCCGGAAAUGCAAAUCAAUGGUCACGCCUAAAUACGAAAAGGGAAGCCAGGCUCGAGCAAACGCUCGUCAGCUGUCAGGAAGUUAGCGUUCACCACUGAGUUCUAUCUUCUUGUAUCUGCAUUCCCUUGCGGGCUGCCCAAGAGCAAGGGCCCGUGCCAGCACAAGACUGCCUUAAUCUAAUGCGAACGAACCUCUGCAUUCCUUUGGUAAAGGAUGCAGAGAAGAGUGUCCCACCGCAAAAUGGUAAUGCUGUUGCUCAUCCUAUUUGCUGUUGAAGUUGGCGGACAAGUGAUGAAGAGGAGAGAAACUUAUUACAAUUUUCCAGUCUACUUUAAUGCUAAAAUUGGAUCAGAUCAUCACUUUGAUGUGCUUCCUAGCAAAUCUCUUUCGAGCAAUGAACGAAAAAGGCUAUUUCUGCAGCGAGCCGAGACGAAAGUAUUCCCCACAGUUGCAGAUUUCAGCCGAACUGGACUGCAGGAGUAUUCGGAAGAAAUUUAUGAUGCUGGCGUUUUACCUGAAGAAAGUAACGGCCGGAGAAAAACUGAAGAUUUCAGAUAUAUCGGGUCUAAGAAGUUGAAUUCCCUACGCGCACAGCAGAGCACGGAACGUAAGGAUCCCUCCACAGCGGCAGUGAUGAGCGUCCUUUCUUCUCUCAAUCUCCUGCAGGAGAGCUGUUCCUUUACCAUCUUCGCAGAACAAGGCGCAGACGACGCUGCCGGCAGGAUGUGGCACGCCCUGCGAUAUAAACCUGUCAAGGUAUAUGACCUGCAGACGGAAGUCCUCAUGAGAAAAGAUACUUGGGCUCGAACCAUAUGCGACUGCUACCUGCUUUUUCUGAACAAGUUCGAAGACUUCAGACACCAUGCAGCUGCCAGUCACUAUCACCACUCCAUCCACGAUCCCCAACCAUUGUCUUUGUGGAACUACCAUGCCUAUCAUUUUGUUAUUUUGCCCGCUCACCACGCAAACAUGUCCCUUUGGCCGCAGGAUAUCUUGUCCCUCUACAACUUCCAAAAGACUGCGAGAGUGGUGGUCCUUCAGCCUGAGGAUGACAUUGUGCUGGUUUGGUCACAUCAGCUCUAUAGACAAGGUUCGGGAUUGAGAUACCUCGGUUUUUGGAAAAGAGGAAUAUUUUAUGGUCGUUUUCAACAGCUUUUUGAGAAGGAGCUGGGAGAUUUCCAGGGCGCUCCUCUUCGGGUUGCAGCAUUUGACCACCCUCCCAGCGUCGUCUAUGCUUAUGACGACCAUCACAACAUCAUUAGUCGCAUGGGCGUCGAUAUGCAAAUUGUGCAGAGUAUUGCCAAGGCCAUGAAUUUUACCCCCGAAUUUCUCGAAGUCCCUCACGACGAGCUCUGGGGUUACGAACUUCCAAACGGCACGUGGACGGGUCUGGUCGGGAAAGUUUUCUAUGAGCACGCAGAUAUCGGUGCCUGCAACGUAUUCCUCGAGUUGCAUCGCUGGAAAGUGGUCGAUUACUCUGCUCCCUAUAAUUUUGAGCGCGGUUGCUUCGUCGCUCCUUCGCCGAAACCUUUGCAGAAUUGGAAAUCUCCCGUCUUGCCCUUUGCCUGGGAUACCUGGACUUCCAUCGCCGUGUUCCUGCUGGCUGGAGGUUUCCUCUCAUACCUGAUCGCCACUCUAAGCACGAACCCAGAACCCCGGGAGUUUCUCAGUCUUUCCUACGACUACCUUUAUAUUUUGGCUAAUUUGACGAUGCGAUCUGGCUACGCUGUUCCAUUGCACACCCCGCUCCAAAUCUACAUUGGGUUCGUCGGGAUACUCGGACUCAUUGUAUCUACCGCUUAUUCUGCCAACCUCGUAGCUUUUUUGUCGGUCACCCAAAUGUCAGCACCUAUUGACACGAUGAAGGAGUUAUCGGCCAGCGGACUUAGGAUCGGGGGAGUAGCCUUUUGGAAAACCCAGUUCGCUGCUUCCAUUGACCCCGUUGUCCAAAAUUUCGUGAACAUCUUGGAAAGCGACGUGGAUUUUGGCUCACUCUUUGAUCGCGUGGAAGCGGGCGAGUUUGCGCUGAUUGAAAACAAGCAGUAUCUAGAACUGCAAGCCGGAGCUCGAUAAUACGGCAGCAGAACUACCAUUCGCAUCGUAGGGGAGUGUCUCCUGCCCUACAGUAUAGGCCUAGCCUACCAGAAGAAUUCUCCCCUGAAACAGGUCUUCGACGGGGCCAUCUUGCGACUGUUAGAGUCUGGAGUGGUAAGUAAGUGGCAAAAGGAGGUCGUGGAUUACUUUAGGCAGCAGUACAAGGAGAAAAGACAACAGAAAGCAGUAGCUGUGUUGAGUGAAAACAGGCCCUUAACACUGGAACAGCUUCAAGGGGUAUUUUACGUUCUGGGUAUAGGAUGCUUUUUAUCGGCACUGCUCAUGCUGGCUGAAGUCUUGGCUUUGCUUUAGAUGCUGCCUGCCUACAGGAUAAUGGGAUAAUAAUUACGUUAAUAAUUACCUUCACCAAAACGUUAUGUGAGUUAAAUCUGUAUAUUGACCGUGUUAAAACAAAUCAACAUCAUGUUUGACAGUUUAUUUGCCUUAUUAUUAAAGUAGCA
This is a messenger RNA of Macrobrachium nipponense, 2699 nucleotides long. RefSeq names its product glutamate receptor ionotropic, delta-2-like. Lineage: Eukaryota; Metazoa; Arthropoda; Malacostraca; Decapoda; Palaemonidae. Gene Ontology annotation, molecular function: ligand-gated monoatomic ion channel activity. The record is from RefSeq and is a predicted model, not a curated record. Gene Ontology annotation, cellular component: membrane.